GGCGGGGCGAGGAGGCGGCGGAGCACCGGGCUGAGCUCGGCGCCUCGCACGCCGGCUGCUGCGGCCUCCUUCGGGCCCGCUGCCCGGGAGCAGGAUCUUCUGCUGUGAAGACAUUACCCAAGUACCAGAAAGUCUGACCCACGAAGCCUAGAGAGAGACAACCACUAGGUUGUGGAAGUGUGAGGUCCAGCUCGGUUUCCCCUUGGCCCUUGGAGCUUCAGGUGGAUCUGGAGCAGACGUGGCCCCUCCUGCAGACCCAUGACUCACCAGCUACAGAUACGACUGCUGACGUGGGACGUGAAGGACACGCUGUUGAGGCUCCGCCGGCCUGUGGGGGAGCAAUAUGCCUCCAGCGCUCGGGCCCACGGGCUGAAGGUGGAGGCCCCAGCCCUGGAACAAGCCUUCCGGCAGGUGUACAAGGCUCAGAGCCGCAGCUUCCCCAACUAUGGCUUCAGCCAGGGCCUCACCUGCCGCCAGUGGUGGCAGGAUGUGGUCCUGCAGACCUUCCACCUGGCGGGGGCUCGGGACGCCCAGGCUGUGGCCCCCAUCGCUGAGCAGCUGUACAAAGACUUCAGCAGCCCCGGUUACUGGCAGCUGUUGGAGGGAGCUGAGGACACCCUGAGGGGGUGCCGAGAGCGAGGUCUGAGGCUGGCAGUGAUCUCCAACUUUGACGAGCGACUAGAGGGUAUCCUGAAGGGUCUCGGUUUGCGGGAACAUUUUGACUUUGUGCUGACCUCUGGGGCUACUGGCUGGUGCAAGCCGGACCCCCGCAUUUUCCAUGAGGCCUUGCAGCUCGCUCAUGUAGAACCAGCAGUGGCAGCCCAUAUCGGGGACAGUUAUCACCAUGAUUAUAAGGGGGCACGGGCUGCAGGCAUGCACAGCUUUCUAGUAGUUGGCCCAGGGCCUUUGGACCAUGAGGUCAAAGAUUCUGUACCCCAAGAACAUAUCCUCCCCUCACUGCCCCACCUCCUGCCUGCCCUUAACCGCCUGGAGCACUCAACCAGAGGGCUGUGAGUCUGGUGAGGGAAGUGGCUGGGCCCAACAAACAUUACAGACAGGAAGUCCUUUCCUUCCCAAGAUCUGACCUUUACCCCUUCCCUGCAGACGCCAUAAUGCAUUCUGACUAUAAAGCAAUGAGUGAGGCUUUUAGCCCUGCCCACUAAUCAGCUCCUGG
This is a messenger RNA of Pipistrellus kuhlii (Kuhl's pipistrelle), 1174 nucleotides long. RefSeq names its product haloacid dehalogenase like hydrolase domain containing 3 (gene HDHD3). NCBI's taxonomy places the organism in Eukaryota, Metazoa, Chordata, Mammalia, Chiroptera, Vespertilionidae. The transcript has 2 exons. The record is from RefSeq and is a predicted model, not a curated record. The coding region runs from base 259 to 1014 and encodes 251 amino acids.